Messenger RNA from Gadus morhua (Atlantic cod), 3077 nucleotides. It is a transcript of the gene srp68, whose product is annotated as signal recognition particle 68. Gene Ontology annotation, cellular component: signal recognition particle, endoplasmic reticulum targeting. The record is from RefSeq and is a predicted model, not a curated record. Gene Ontology annotation, biological process: SRP-dependent cotranslational protein targeting to membrane. NCBI's taxonomy places the organism in Eukaryota, Metazoa, Chordata, Actinopteri, Gadiformes, Gadidae. Gene Ontology annotation, molecular function: signal recognition particle binding; 7S RNA binding; endoplasmic reticulum signal sequence receptor activity. The transcript is spliced from 16 exons. The coding region runs from base 69 to 1838 and encodes 589 amino acids.
UCUACCAUGAUUGGUUGGCCCUUCUUUACCAGUGCAUGUGGGUGCUGCUUAGCUACUAGCAUUUGAGGAUGGCCCAAGACAAGCAGAAUGAGGCAAAAAUUGCCUCAAUGGAUGAAAAUAAAGAAAAUGUAUCCGACCCAGGAGUUGGAUUGGAGAUUCUGCAAAUCAUCAAGGAUUCUCAGCAGCAGCACGGCCUCAGACAUGGAGACUACCAGAGAUACAGGGGUUACUGUUCGCGGCGGCUGCGGCGGUUGCGAAAAACCCUGGGCUUUAAGAUGGGGAACCGCCACAAGUACACUGGCAAGAAGAUAACCGAGGAGAUGCUCUCUGACAGCAGGUAUCUGCUGCUGGUUCUGAUGGAGGCCGAGAGGUCCUGGAGCUACGCCAUGCAACUAAAGCAGGAGGCCAACACGGAGCCCCGCAAGCGCUUCCACCUGAUGUCGCGACUGCGCAAGGCAGCCAAACACGGCCAGAAGCUGGAGAAGCUGUGCGAGAGCCCCAGCAUCGAUGCAAAGACCAAGCUUGAGGCCCAGGCCUACACAGCGUACCUGACUGGCAUGGUAGAGUUUGAACUGCAGGAGUGGAAGCCAGCCAUGGAGGCUUUCAACAAGUGCAAGACCAUCUAUGAGAAGCUAGCAAGCGCCUUCACUGAAGAGUUGGCAGUGCUGUAUCACCAGCGUGUUGAGGAAAUCUCACCCAACAUCCGCUACUGUGCUUACAACAUUGGUGACCAGAACGCUAUAAACGACCUGAUGCAGAUGAGGCUGAUCGGCGGUGGAGGGAACAUGAUGGCAGAGAAGCUCGAGGCACUGAUCACCCAGACCCGGGCCAAGCAGGCGGCCACCAUGAGCGAAGUGGAGUGGAGAGGACGUACGCUGCCCGUCAAGAUCGAUAAAGCCCGCAUCUUCCUCCUGGGGCUGGCCGACAACGAGGCCGCCAUCGCUCAGGCAUCCAACGAGGACACCAAAGAGCACCUGUACGAGACCCUGCUGUCCGAGUGCAGAGACACCAUCCAGGCUGUGAGGGAGGAGCUCAAGGCUGAGAAGCAGAGAGAGCGGGGGCCUGAUGCGGACACCGGCAAGGUGUCCAACCUGCAGUUCCUGCACAGCUACCUGAGCUACAUCAAGCUGUGCACGGUGGUGAAGAGGAACGAGAGCAUGGCCCACACGCUGCAAGCCAAGCUGAAGGACCCGCACAACGACGAGAACAAGAGGGGGCCCAAGCCCCAGGACCUCAUCCGCCUGUAUGAGAUCAUCCUCCAGAGUCUGGCAGAGUUGUCCACACUACAGGGAUUGGAGGAAGACCACACCUUCCAGAAGGAGAUGGCCCUCAAGACUCUUGUCUACAAGGCUUACAGGUGCUUCUUUAUCGCCCAGUCCUACGUGCUGGUGAAGAAGUGGAGCGAGGCCCUGGUUCUGUACGAGAGGGUGCUCAAGUACGCCAAGGAGGUCCAGUCCAAGGCCAAGAGUAUUGGUGACAAGGAACUGCCCGACGUCCAGGAACUGAUCGCUGAGGUCAACGCUGAGAAGUACUCCCUCCAGGCUGCUGCCAUUCUAGACACGGAGGAGGUGAACGAGUCUCCGGCCGAGCGCCCGGUGAAGGACAACACGCCUCUGUGCGACCGAUUGGAGACCUUCCGGCUGGACCCGGCCCUGGUGGGCAAGCAGCCCAACCUGGUGCACUUCCCCCCGGGCUUCCAGCCCAUCCCCUGCAAGCCCCUGUUCUUCGACCUGGCCCUCAACCACGUGGCGUUCCCGCCGCUCGACGACAAGGUGGAGCAGAAGGGCAAGGGCGGCCUGACCGGCUACAUCAAGGGCAUCUUCGGCUUCGGCAGCUAAACCGUCUCCAGAGCCUCCAGUCCUGCCAUCCAACGGCAAGCGGCCAGGCCCCACUGGUCAGCUGGAAUGGUCUUUUCCCCCCUUCUUGUUUGGUUCUCACCCUUUUUCAGGGGACGUCUUAUCAGGGGUAUCUAUGGCCUUGAAACCAUUUGAAAUGAAGUGGCCUACAUCGAUCCAAGGCCUUCUGCCCCCGGAUCCCCACGGUGCCGGUGGUGAUCCGGCUGCUUCUGGACUGCUGGCACCAUUAGCGAUAUCUCUGUUCAGCCUAACUAAGCCCGUCUGGCAUUUUUCUUUCAUUUAAAUGUUUUGAGGGGUUUUUCUAUUGACACACUCUGAUAGUGUAAACCUGGGUACCAGUUCUGACGAGGAUACAUAAUCAUGCAUGAGAGAGCCAAGGGCCUAAAUGGGAGGUGUUCAUCCUGGUAGAGACCGGUUGGUUAUCUGCUCUUGUUCUGCCUGCUCUCUCCACAGUAGGAGGAUGAGAAGAAUGAAUGGCAUCCUCAUUCUCAGCAGUUAUCAUUCUGACAGUGGAGUGGCCUGCAUAUUUUUAUGAUAAUUUUUUUCAGGCAACCCAACACCAUUUUUUGCCAACUAGAAGGACAACUUAUUUAACCUUUAAAAUGCUACAGUGAACACUUUGGUUUGAUGUUGGACCAACCUACUUAACACGCAGCCUCUGCAUGCUGUCUUUGAAGUUUGCUUGGUGGUUAUUUUUUAAAGCCGCUCCUGCAGCUUAGCCGUCUAAAACUUGUGGUGUGAAUAUACAGUGCAUCUCCAGGGUACACUAUACAGUGUACCCUGGCAUUAUUUUGUGUUCAUCAUCCUUUGCGUGUGCACUGCAUCAUUGUCGCUCUUUCCACCUGCGCCUCCAACCCCAGGCCAGCUCUCCUCUUGUAGACACCAGUUUAACCUUGGACACUGGUUCUAGUGUCUGUACACACGCAGCAUUCUGUACCUCUCACUGUAUGUUUUUCUUUAAUAUGGUUAUUAGUUACUCUUUAUUUAACCAAUGUAUUUUACCUUCUUCAGUGGUCGGGCAGAAGUUUGGGCUAAUUAUUUGCAUUUUAACUUCAUAAGUGUGGGAUCAGUAUUUUUAAUUGGUGUUUGAGUUUUAUUGGAAACUAAGUAGGUGUGUAAUGCCGCAAAAAAACGAUCAAUGAAACAAUUGCUAAGAAUGUUUAAAUGAAUUUGAUUUUGAAGGCCUCCAAUUAAAUAAAUGGGACUAUUGAUCCAAACAUG